UUUUUUUUAUAUUUUUUAUAACCGUUUUGAAAAUAUUGCGUUAUCGAUAGGCGACCAGUUAGCAACAAAUAGAUAUUAUAUAGCGUACAUUGUGAUAGUAAAUAACGAGAUAGAAUAUUACCGUGUAGCUAAAGGAGCUGAAUGACGAAUAGGAUUAUAUUAAUAUAAACUGUGUGAAGAUCAACGGAUGAACAUUGUAAUUUUCAUUUGAAAAUCAAAAUGGAUUGUACUGAUGUAAAACCGUUGCCCUUAUUAACAUUGGUGAAUGAAAAAACACGUGAAUGCUAUGACAUUUUGAAGAAAAAAAUCAAUUUGGUUGCUCGAGCUGGAUUCAAAGGUGACUUUGAAAUACCUGAUGAUACAUCUAUUAGUCGAUGUCACGCGGAAAUAUUUUAUGAGAAAAAAAUAGUUAAUAAUAAAAACAAACUUAUUUUAAAACUUGUCGACAAAAAAUCAAAGUUUGGAACAUUUAUUAACAUUGGUAUCACUUCAAAUGAACGCAUUGCUAGUGAAUGUCCUAUAGUUUUGUCAUCAGGUGACAGGAUUCGUUUCGGGAUAAUGGACAGCUUUUGGAUUGUUACAGAAUACCCUUUUUUGGUUUGUCCAUCAACUUUGAGAAGGAACGAUAAAGAAAUCCUGAAAAACGCUUUGAAUCCAAUUGGAGGUGAAAUAACACAUGAAUGGACUAAUCAAUGUACACAUCUUUGUAUGAAUUCAAUUAUUGUUACAGAAAAGGUAUUAUUAUGCCUGGCAUCUGCUAAAUCAAUUGUACCUAUAAGAUAUUUUAUUGAUUUAUAUAAGGCGUUAUUGCCUAAUUCAACAUCUGAACUACCGUAUUGUACAGAUUAUGUACCUAAUUUGACUGAUAAUCUUUUAAAUUCCAGUUCAGUGUCCAUGAAUGUGAAUAACAAACGUAAAACUCUAUUUUCUGGAAAAAUAUUUGUAUGUUCUACAGUGAACCAAUAUAAUCGUAUUUCAAAAAUUAUAAAAAUAGCAGGUGGAGAAAUAAUAAAGUAUUGUGAAGACACUAUGUCAGAGGAUGAAAUUUUGCAAAGUAAAGUACAUAUUUUUAUGCAACAAGAUAUAUCUUUCACAGAGAAUAAUAAAAAAUAUCAACAAUUGUUGGAAAAACUGAAAUUAAUGAAUAAAACACCAAUAUCAGAAUAUGAUAUUGGACUUGCUAUAAUUCAUUCGAGUACUACCAAACAUUGUAACCCAGAUCACCAUAAUUCUUUAAUUAAUCUUCAAACUCAACCCAGUGUAUCUGAAUCUCAUGCAUCUGGGAUUUUGGCUCCUGAAACCGAGGUCUUAAUUGUAGAAGAUAGUACAAAAUUUUCAGUAAAUGUUAUACCUGACUCUCAUUCUAAUAUGCAACCCUGUUAUAAGAGGCCGUUAGAGACUAUUAUGGAUUCUGAAGAUAUGAUGCCAAAAAAACGUAUAUUAAUUUCAAAUGACAUAGAUGACUCCAAUACUACUCCGAAAAUAAAAGCAGAAGAAAAUUUACAACUGACAUCAUAUGAAAGCCUUAUACCAUCUAUCAAUAACCUUAAACUUCCUUAUAAUAAUAAUGAAAUAGUUAAUGAUGAAUCAAUAAAAUCUGAUUCGUGUAUAACCACAGUCCAAACCUCACAAAACUCAUCAAAUAAUGACUACUCAUCUUUGCUUCAAGUUUCUAUAGCUAAUGAAAAUGUGAGCUAUAUUAAUAGUGUUCCUUCAGAGACGAUUAGCAUUAGGUCUGGUUUCAAAAGAAAAAUAUCAAGUGUUGGUUCAAUGUUAAAUCAUGAUGAUGAAGAUGAUCCAUUCAAUUAUAAGGAUAUAGAUGAAAUUGAAGAACAUGCUUCAAAAAAACCAAAAACCAAACCACCAGUAUCAUUGUUUUAUUCAAUGUUGGAAGAAUCAUCCAGUAAUAAAAACGAAAUUCCAAAAUCCAUAGAACCAAAAGUCGAUAACACAGUAGACCCAAAUUUCAUCAUGAAUUUACUAUCCUCUGCCAAAGGGACCGGUAAAUGCAUUGAUACUAGUAAUCUUGAUGAUAAAUCAUCAAUAAAGGUGCAUGAUGAGGAUGAUUACUUGUUAAAUUCUGUCAUUGUUGAGACUCUAAACAUAGGGAUAUCUAAAUCCAAACAAACUGAAACUAUAUUUCAAGAAAACAAUUCAAAUCUUAAAAACUUCAAGAAAUUCAACAGAAAAGCAAAAGCCAUGAAAAUUCCACACAUUGUUCCCAUGCAUCUCAUCUAAAUAAGUCUUAUCUUUUAUCUUUCUGUUUACAAAUUGAAUUUUUUUUUUUUUUAAUUAAAUUUAAUUAAUUUUUUAUUAUUUU
This is a messenger RNA of Sipha flava (yellow sugarcane aphid), 2320 nucleotides long. RefSeq names its product nibrin. Gene Ontology annotation, biological process: double-strand break repair via homologous recombination; mitotic G2 DNA damage checkpoint signaling. Gene Ontology annotation, molecular function: damaged DNA binding; protein binding. The transcript has 11 exons. Lineage: Eukaryota; Metazoa; Arthropoda; Insecta; Hemiptera; Aphididae. Bases 220 to 2238 code for a protein of 672 amino acids. Gene Ontology annotation, cellular component: Mre11 complex. The record is from RefSeq and is a predicted model, not a curated record.